AUUUUAUUUCUCCAUCUCUUCCAUAAAUAGAGCAAAGGGCAGCACAUAAAUUUAACAAGAGCCCGCGAAAAAGAGCAGAGAGUGAGGCUCAGCAAUCAGCAUCAUCACCAUGUCUUCUUCUUCUUCUCGAUUCAAUGGCAAGAUGGGUGGCUUGAAGUUUUGCACCAAAUGCAAUAACAUUCUGUACCCUAAGGAAGACAAGGAGUUAAAGAUUCUCAUGUACGCUUGCCACAAUUGCGAUCACGAGGAGAUUGCUGAUAGCAACAUUGUGUAUAGAACAAAGAUACAUCAUUCUACAGCAGAGAAUACUCAGGCUACUGAGAAUCUAGCUGCAGACCCAACUCUUCCACGCACCAAGGCGGCUCGCUGCAGUCAAUGCAACCAUGGAGAAGCUGUGUUCUUUCAGGGAACAGCCAGAGGUGAAGAAGAAAUGUGUCUUUUUUUCGUUUGCUGCAACCCGAAUUGCGGUCACCGAUGGAGAGACUGAGGCUGCUCAAUUCAAGUUCCAUAUUGGAUUGAAGAUAAAGUUUGAGAGGUGUUUAGAGUGAUUUCUAACCAAAAAAUCAUUUCAAUUAUAGCUUUUGUACUCAUGUAGUUUUUUAUAAUGUCAAGCCAUUGUGGAACUUGGCUAUGUAGCUCAUGUUGAGUGAACUGAUAUCAGAGCAAAACUGUGUUUCUAUUUCCAUCUAUUUACAAGACUCAAAAUUUUAAGGUAA
Molecule: messenger RNA, 716 nt
Organism: Arachis stenosperma
Lineage: Eukaryota; Viridiplantae; Streptophyta; Magnoliopsida; Fabales; Fabaceae
Product: DNA-directed RNA polymerases II, IV and V subunit 9A-like
Exons: 4
Coding region: 110-487 (125 amino acids)
Biological process (GO): transcription-coupled nucleotide-excision repair; maintenance of transcriptional fidelity during transcription elongation by RNA polymerase II; transcription initiation at RNA polymerase II promoter
Cellular component (GO): RNA polymerase II, core complex
Molecular function (GO): nucleic acid binding; DNA-directed RNA polymerase activity; zinc ion binding
Source: RefSeq, a predicted model, not a curated record